AUGGUUGUCACGCGCAGAAAGCCUGUCGUACCCGCUCCGGGGCCAGCUUCACGGACCAGUUCUACACAAGCUGUCCCCCAAACCUCGAAACCGAAGGGAACGCAGUCUGUUCUGGCCAACUCUAGUACGCCUGAGCACACUAACAGUUCUGAGAAGCAAGCCAAGAAAGCAAAGUCACCAGCGCACAAAGGGAAGAGAAAGAAGAAAAAAGACCGUUCACUCUUGAUAUAUCUUCGCAAUAUUCUCCUCACUUUGACGACAAUAUACGCGAUCCUCGCAUGUCCUGACUCCCCGUUAUAUACCUCGGAUACGUCGCCCUUUCACAUUCCUUCACAUCCUUCUACCACGCAGCGCAACCUUCCGAUAACACCGUUCCCUGCUACUAUAUUCCCUCCACCUCAUCCAUUAAUCUGCAAGACUCUCCUCACGACACACAACAAGCUCGUUUUGCCUCUGCAAACAUAUGUUAUCGCACCGUUGUACUCUCAGGCUUCACAAGCCGUUUACCACGUCGCACACUCCCCUGCGUUUGCUCCAUAUACGGCGUCGGCUUCUUCCUUCUACGAGACAAAACUGGCCCCCGUGUAUAGUGACUAUUUAUCUCCAUUCUGGAGACAAUAUAUCGUCCCGCAAUAUCAUAGAUACGUCGCGCCAGUCCUGGCAGAUCGCGUCCUGCCCUUUAUCAAUAAUUCCGUCAUCCCUACUUGGAAACACCGCAUCGUGCCGACAUAUCAGAGGUACUAUGCCAGACUAGUUCUCCCGUACUGGAGGAAAUACGUCUCGCGACCUUUGACACCAUACGUCGCUCGUUUACAAAACGUCUACGAACGUCACCUUGCACCAAUAGUUUCUCGACUCGAAAGGGUGUCCUGGAAUAUCUACAAGGUCUUGGCGAAGGCUUGGAAGAGUGCAGAACCACACCUGGAACACGUCAUAAAAGGUCUGGGCCGUUGGUUCAGUGCAAUAUAUGCACGUCUCGAACCCCACCUACGUGUCUUCCUGAAGAAAGCCUCUUCACAAUCGACAGAGGCCUUGAAAUGGGUUUGGGCGCAAAGAAGAAUCUACGUUGACCCACAUGUCAGAAAAAUAUGGGUCAAGGUCAAGGAGCUGAGUGGUAGUGAUGUGAAGCUCGACACUCCCGCUGGUGGCCACAUCGUUAACGUCGAUCGCGAUUGGCCGUCCGCCCUCAAACCAGAUUCAAAGGCUGGGCCGGUGACUUCAGCUAUGCCAGUGGCGCAGGAGUCAUUACAUGCGCCUCUUGUUCAUACCGAUUCUACCUACUCUACAGAAGAGGACCCCGCACCGACGUCAGCUUCGUCCAUUGAACCAACCGGCGAACCUUCGGUAUUUCCUUCGACCGACAACGGUGGGAUGACGAUAUCGAACACGGACAUCCCAAAGUCCAUACCCGAAAGCGAGGCUUCAAUUCAAGCAGAGUAUGAGGCAGUGAUCCCGGAACUCUCAAACGCAGCUGCCAUCAAAGCUGCGAGCGUCAUCGAAGAGUCUCUGUUUGCCUACUCAUCAUCUCCCGUCCCACAGGAACUCGCCGUUGAAGCUGGCUUGACCCCCUCUCCCAGCUCUGCCUCGAACGUUGACUCAAGCCCUUCUUCCGUCCCUCAAGAGCUCUCCCUUGACCCUGAUGGUUUCAUGGACCUCGAUGAAUUCCUCGCAAAUCUUGGCCUGGACCAGGAUCUCCCUGUGGACUCGCCCACGAGUGCUGAACCCGCUUCCUCGACAAAUAUGGUAGAGUCCACAGCUUCUGCUUUUGCUGUGUCUCAACCCGCCCCGAAGAAGACAAAUCCGGCUGAUAUGGAUGAGGAAGAACGGCGCGAAUACAUGGCCGCCAAGCGUCUGGAUAUUACCUCCCGCCAUUCACGCUGGGAAUCCGAAGUUGAAUCCCUGAUAGAGGCCAAAACAACUGAGGUAACUCAGAAGGUAUUGAAGUUGAGGGAAGAUGGCGUGCACCAGGUUCUAGAGAAAGAUAGCUCUGUGCAAAUCCGUGCAGAAGAUAUGGUGAAGGAGGGAGAGAGGCUACUGAAAGGCAUUGGUAGCUGGGUCGCGGCGCACAAGGAUGCACCGUACGCUAAGAAAUCCGAAGUUAAUGCAGAUCUGCAGAAGGAGAAGGACAGAGACAUGGAUCUGUUUGAUAAACUGGUAGGAAAGGUGCAGGAGAAGUUCCGAGACAAGGUGGGCGAGAUCGAGGAUGAGGUCAGAGUCUGGUAUAUGGGUGUUAGAGAUGCAGAGAUACAGGAGGUCAUUCGUGUGGAAGGUGAGGUCCAGGAACUAGCGGAGCGAGCGCAAUCCGAUAUCGGCCUUGAUUAUGCGUGGUUGGACGAUGUUACAUAUCGAGAUUGGCAGCGAUACCAUGACUUAGUACGAAUCCUUGUGCUUGAGAAACUAUACUAA
Molecule: messenger RNA, 2406 nt
Organism: Pleurotus ostreatus (oyster mushroom)
Lineage: Eukaryota; Fungi; Basidiomycota; Agaricomycetes; Agaricales; Pleurotaceae
Exons: 4
Coding region: 1-2406 (801 amino acids)
Source: RefSeq, a predicted model, not a curated record